GCUUCAUGAUCUGGGAACAGCCGGGGGGAUUUCGUUUGCGCCAGUCGUUUUUAAUAUAUAUAUAUAUAUAUAUAUAUAUAUAUAUACGUAUAUUUAAUGCAUCUAUUGUAAAUUGACAUAAAGUGCCGAGCGUGGGAGAAGGAGGUGAAUGAGAGCGAAGACAAUGAUUCCCUGUGUAUAGGGUCAAUGAGAGCUGUACUAGCUGGUGGCUAGUCUCUUCCUAAUCUCUGUAUUUAUGGAGACCCCGAGAAGUGAAAGGCUGAGGGAUUCAGCUUUCUCAGGGUCCCUCUGGCGCUUAGAACGCCAGCCGCGUUUCCUUUCCCCUCAACCAUUACCCUGACCAUACAAGGAGAAACAGCUGUUGGGGGCGUCUCCAGGAUCUAAAGAUAGAGUCCCUUGCCUGAGACUAGAAAAUCCACUGGGCAGCUGGAGUCGCUAUGGCACAGCAACAUGCCAAGACCCUGUGGUAUGACAGGCCGAAGUAUGUGUUCAUGGAGUUUUGUGUUGAGGACAGCACUGAUGUCCGCGUGCUCCUGGAGGACCACCGCAUUGUGUUCAGCUGCAAGAAUGGUGAUGGAGUGGAGUUGUACAAUGAGAUUGAGUUCUAUGCCAAGGUGAACUCCAAGGACUCCCAGGAUAAGCGCUCUGGCCGCUCUAUCACUUGCUUUGUGAGGAAAUGGAAGGAGAAGGUGGCCUGGCCACGGCUCACUAAGGAGGAUAUCAAGCCAGUGUGGCUGUCUGUGGACUACGAUAACUGGAGAGACUGGGAAGGGGAUGAAGAGGUGGAGCUGGCUCAGGUGGAACAUUAUGCAGAGCUUUUGCAGAAGGUCAGUACCAAGAGACCUCCUCCUGCCAUGGAUGACCUAGAUUUCCAACUGGAUAGAUCCCCAGAAAGCAAAGAUAAACAGAAACUUACUCUGGAGGUGUCCUAA
Dipodomys ordii (Ord's kangaroo rat) is the source of this 932-nucleotide messenger RNA. It is a transcript of the gene Ptges3l, whose product is annotated as prostaglandin E synthase 3 (cytosolic)-like. Gene Ontology annotation, cellular component: nucleus; cytosol. Lineage: Eukaryota; Metazoa; Chordata; Mammalia; Rodentia; Heteromyidae. The transcript is spliced from 7 exons. The record is from RefSeq and is a predicted model, not a curated record. Gene Ontology annotation, molecular function: Hsp90 protein binding; protein-folding chaperone binding. Bases 438 to 932 code for a protein of 164 amino acids. Gene Ontology annotation, biological process: protein folding; chaperone-mediated protein complex assembly.